AUGGGUGAAUUUUUAGCAAAGGAAAUCUCAACGAUUAUUGAAGAACUAGGUUCAGAUAAGUUCAUAGCUGUUGUUAUAGAUGCGGCUUCAAAUUGUAACCUAGCACAUCGAAAAACACAAGAAAUGUAUCUGUAUAUUUGGAAUGUCCGAUGUGCAGCUCAUGCGAUUAACCUUAUUGCUGCUUUUG
This is a messenger RNA of Ambispora leptoticha, 187 nucleotides long. The record is from the annotation of a GenBank genome assembly. NCBI's taxonomy places the organism in Eukaryota, Fungi, Glomeromycota, Glomeromycetes, Archaeosporales, Ambisporaceae.